Molecule: messenger RNA, 1824 nt
Organism: Anneissia japonica
Lineage: Eukaryota; Metazoa; Echinodermata; Crinoidea; Comatulida; Comatulidae
Product: putative neuropeptide Y receptor type 6
Exons: 2
Coding region: 492-1670 (392 amino acids)
Biological process (GO): G protein-coupled receptor signaling pathway
Cellular component (GO): membrane
Molecular function (GO): G protein-coupled receptor activity
Source: RefSeq, a predicted model, not a curated record
UGGCAAUAGUUAACAUGUUUCUUCUGUUUGUCUUCCUCAACCUCUGUACAACACUAGAUACAACACUCGGUUAAUUAAAUAAAUUAAAAAGAUCGAAUCCUGUCAAGAUAUUCUAGCGUAGAGGCUUAUUCAGCAACAUUUUCCAAGAACUUGAAGACGUUGUGACAAUAAGUGAUGGAGAUUGUAAUACUUGUGUCGCAACAUGUAACGAAAAUGUAUUUGUAUCUGAAUUCAUAAACGUCGUGUCCGGCGAGACAGAACACGUAGAGUGUAUAAAAACUGCGGAGAAUUCUUCACAAGUUCUAUUGUCUGUAUUGUUUGGAAUCAGUGCCGCGUGCAAUACAACCUAAUUAUUUUGUGCUGGUCGGUCAUUCAUGGGUUUACUUUUUCUAUGGUAGCAUAUCUGCUUGGAUUUAUACUUAGAUUUAUCAUCUGUUACGCAAUGGAUACUUAUAAGUAACGCAAUAUGCAUUAUCACACGCGUCAUCAAUAUGGAAUCUAAUAUCUUUACUUAUGGUGAUGUUAAUCAAACUGGCGUGAUCAUAUCUAUUGAUCAAGUGAACCCUAAUUGGGCAACACUUGGAGUUAUAUUGCUAUGUGCCUUUUUGUUUUCUACCAUUUUUGCAUUUGGAUUAUACGGAAACAUUUGCGUACUGAAUGUCGUGCGUAGAGGGCGGCAGUUACAAUUCUCGACUCGCGUACUCUUUGGGCACCUGUCCGUCUGCCAUGUUCUCGUUUUAUUGAUCGAUGUUCCUGUUAGAACGUUAACUAUGAUAUUCAACCUUGAUCCCAAAGGAAUAAUCAUCAACCGUCUUUUUUGCGGAAUAGUUGGUUUUUCAGUUGCUAUUUCGGGCGCAUGCGCAGUAUGGACUUCAGCUGCAAUUGCAACUGAACGCUUCAUUGCUAUUUACUAUCCGUUUAACUUCAGGCGAUUAGUUUCUCAUCGGCGAAUUCUAUUUGCAAUCAUAAGCAUGUGGUUAUUUUGCUUGGCCAGUUUUUCAAUGUUACCCAUAACUGAAUCAGAUGUACUUGUAAUGGCGGUCCGACUCGACAACGAAAGUAUAACCUCUGAGUCAUUGAUAACGAUAGGAUCUCGACAUUGUGUUUAUCUGAAUGAUAUGUCAAGUUUGUUUACUGUCAUCUAUUACACAUAUCUUUUGUUUGCUAUGCUUAUUAUUCCAAAUGGCAUUACAAUAGUUUGUUAUUUACUAGUAAUUGUUAAAUUAAGUCGGAAAAAUAUCAACGAUGUUAUUGGGAAACGUUUAAAGGAGAACAGAUCGUUUGUAAAAAUGAUGGUUUGCAACUUAAUAGUUAUGUUUCUGUUCUGGUUGCCAUUUGUCUAUUUUCACAGUUAUCGUCUGUUUGCCGGAGACCCGCGUUUUUCUCACAUUAUGUUUUACUUUGUUUUUGUCAUUCUUUUGAUAUUCAUUGGAUUUUCUAUUACUCCCUAUAUGUAUACAUGUUUCAGUAGUAAUAUCGGAAAGAUGACUGUAGACUCGAUUUUGUGGUGUCGAAAGCAUGAUACGCAGAGCUUUAGGCAGACUACGCUUACCCGAACACUGCAGACGACUGCAGACUCAACUGCGUUUACCACCGAAUCUUUGUGUGCACCGUCAAAUGGCGGGCGAGAAACUGAGAUAUUUGGUCUGAGAAAUGUAGCAAAUGUUUAAACAAAAUGAGGGAAUGUUGUUGGUCUGAUGGAAUUGAUACGUUCGUAAAUUAUUUUACAAUUAUUUUGGGGAUUUCGCAACCUUACGAAAACGAUAGCGUGGUGGUACCGGGUUACCGGGGUAGCACAGACACGAAGGGACUCUUAGGGGUGAA